Molecule: messenger RNA, 6156 nt
Organism: Solea senegalensis (Senegalese sole)
Lineage: Eukaryota; Metazoa; Chordata; Actinopteri; Pleuronectiformes; Soleidae
Gene: myh11a
Product: myosin, heavy chain 11a, smooth muscle
Exons: 43
Coding region: 156-5987 (1943 amino acids)
Cellular component (GO): myosin complex
Molecular function (GO): ATP binding; cytoskeletal motor activity; actin filament binding
Source: RefSeq, a predicted model, not a curated record
AAGGCUGUCAAGUGAACGGGGGGUCAUUUGGACUGUUCGUUUUUGGAGUACACCUCGUCGACGUCGGCCGCUCCAAAGCCAAACUUUCCAAACCCAAAGUUUUCCCCUGAAAGUCACAUUUCUUCACAGGAUUUGGCCCUCCACCUUAAACCAAGAUGUCCAAGAAGGCCCCAAGUGAGGAUGAGAAAUUCCUCUUUGUUGACAAAGACCUCCUGAACAGCCCCAUGGCACAGGCCGACUGGUCGGCCAAGAAGCUGGUGUGGAUCCCAUCGGAGAAGCAUGGCUUCGAGGCAGCGAGCAUCAAGGAGGAGCGUGGUGACGAGGUGUUGGUAGAGCUGGCCGACAGCGCCAAGAAACUGACUGUCAACAAGGAUGACAUCCAGAAGAUGAACCCUCCCAAGUUCAGCAAGGUGGAGGACAUGGCGGAGCUCACCUGCUUGAACGAGGCCUCAGUGCUGCACAAUAUCCGCGAGAGAUACUUCUCUGGUCUUAUUUAUACGUACUCUGGCCUGUUCUGCGUGGUGGUGAACCCCUAUAAAAUGCUGCCCAUCUACUCCGAGAAGAUCAUUGACAUGUACAAAGGAAAGAAAAGACACGAAGUGCCCCCUCAUAUCUACUCCAUCACUGACAACGCCUACAGAAACAUGAUGCAAGAUCGUGAGGACCAGUCCAUUCUCUGCACUGGGGAGUCUGGUGCUGGGAAGACAGAGAACACCAAGAAGGUCAUCCAGUAUCUGGCUGUCGUGGCCUCCUCACACAAAGGCAAAAAAGACAGCAGUGCUCAACAAUCAGGAGCACAGUUUGCCUACGGGGAGCUGGAGAAACAGCUCCUGCAGGCCAACCCCAUCCUGGAAGCCUUCGGAAAUGCCAAGACCAUCAAAAAUGACAACUCCUCUAGAUUUGGAAAAUUCAUUCGUAUUAACUUUGAUGUGACUGGCUACAUUGUUGGAGCCAAUAUUGAGACAUAUCUGCUGGAGAAGUCUCGCUGUAUCAGACAGGCAAAGACAGAGAGAGCUUUUCACAUCUUCUACUACAUGAUUGCUGGAGCCCAAGACAAACUGCGAGAGGAGCUUCUCCUGGAGCCAUUCAGUAAUUAUCGCUUCCUGAGUGCGGGUCAUGUCCAGAUCACUGGCCAGCAAGAUGACGAGAUGUAUGAAGAGACCAUGGAGGCCAUGACGAUCAUGGGCUUCAGUGACGAGGAGAGAAUCGAUAUCCUCAAAGUUUGCUCCACGGUGAUGCAGCUUGGAAACAUUGAGUUCAAGAAAGAGAGGAACCAGGAGCAGGCCACUAUGCCAGACAACACUGCGGCUCAGAAGGUGUGUCAUCUGCAGGGCAUCAACGUGACAGACUUUACCCGUGCCAUACUCACACCUCGAAUCAAAGUGGGCCGAGAGGUGGUGCAGAAGGCUCAGACCAAAGAACAGGCUGACUUUGCUAUUGAAGCUCUGGCUAAGGCUGUGUUUGAACGGCUGUUUCGCUGGAUUCUAUCCCGAGUCAACAAGGCCCUGGAUAAAACCAAGCGCCAAGGAGCCUCCUUUCUGGGAAUCCUCGACAUUGCCGGCUUUGAGAUCUUUGAGGAUAACUCAUUUGAGCAGCUGUGCAUCAACUACACCAAUGAGAAGCUACAGCAGCUCUUCAACCACACCAUGUUCAUCCUGGAGCAGGAGGAGUAUCAGAGGGAGGGCAUCGAGUGGCACUUCAUUGACUUUGGCCUUGACCUGCAGCCUUGCAUUGAGCUCAUCGAGAGACCAAAUAACCCCCCUGGCAUCCUGGCCCUGCUGGAUGAAGAGUGCUGGUUCCCCAAAGCCACAGACAUCUCCUUUGUGGAGAAACUCAUGAAUACACAAGGGAACCAUAUCAAAUUUGCCAAACCUAAACAGCUCAAAGACAAGACAGAGUUUUCUGUUUUGCAUUAUGCUGGAAAAGUGGAUUAUAAUGCCACUUCCUGGUUGACGAAGAAUAUGGAUCCUUUGAAUGACAAUGUCACAUCACUGCUCAACAACUCCUCCAGUCAGUUUGUCCAAGACCUCUGGAAAGAUGCGGACAGAGUGGUCGGUCUUGACACAAUAGCCAAGAUGUCCGACACCUCUAUGCCGAGCGGCUCAAAGACCAAGAAGGGAAUGUUCCGCACAGUGGGACAGCUCUACAAGGAGUCUCUGGCCAAACUCAUGACAACGCUGCACAACACCCAGCCCAACUUUGUCAGAUGCAUCAUCCCUAACCACGAGAAGAGGUCAGGAAAGCUGGAUGCCAAUCUGGUCCUGGAGCAGCUGAGGUGUAACGGUGUGUUGGAGGGAAUCAGGAUCUGCCGACAAGGAUUUCCUAACCGAAUCGUUUUCCAGGAGUUCCGACAGCGUUAUGAGAUCUUGGCUGCUAGUGCUAUUCCCAAAGGUUUCAUGGAUGGUAAACAAGCCUGCUGCAUCAUGAUCAAACAUCUGGACCUGGACCCCAACCUGUACAGGAUCGGACAGAGUAAGAUCUUCUUCCGUACUGGAGUGUUGGCCCAGUUGGAGGAGGAGAGAGAUUUGAAGAUCACUGUGAUCAUCAUUGCUUUCCAGGCCCAGGCUAGAGGCUUCCUGGCCAGAAAGGCAUUCGCCAAGAGGCAGCAGCAGCUCACAGCCAUGAAAGUGAUCCAGAGGAACUGCGCCGCCUACCUCAAACUCAGGAACUGGCAGUGGUGGAGGCUCUUCACAAAGGUCAAGCCUUUACUGCAAGUGACCCGACAGGAGGAGGAGAUGAGUCUGAAGGAGGUGGAGUUGCAGAGAGCCAAAGAAGUCGCUAUAAAGGUUGAAUCUGAGCUGAAGGAGAUCUCCUUGAAACACACAACGGUGUUGGAGGAGAGGAAUGCGCUGCAGGAACAGCUGCAGGCGGAAACAGAGCUGUACGCUGAAGCAGAGGAGAUGAGAGUUCGUCUUGCUGCUAAGAAACAGGAGUUGGAAGAGAUCCUUCAUGAGAUGGAGGCGAGGCUUGAUGAAGAAGAAGAACGUUCCCAGUCACUGCUGGUGGACAAGAAGAAAAUGCAACAGCAGAUGCAGGAAUUGGAGGAACAUUUGGAAGAGGAGGAAGACGCCCGUCAAAAGCUGCAGCUGGAGAAGGUGACCUGCGAGUCAAAGAUCAAAAAGCUGGAGGAUGACGUCCUGGUGAUGGAGGACCACAACAACAAGCUGCUGAAGGAACGGAAGCUGAUGGAGGAGAGAAUUGCAGAUUUCAGUGCCAAUCUGGCCGAGGAGGAGGAAAAAUCAAAGAACCUCACCAAACUGAAAAACAAACAUGAGUCCAUGAUCUCUGAAUUAGAGGUCCGUUUAAAGAAAGAAGAAAAGAGCCGCCAGGAGCUGGACAAGGCCAAGCGGAAGUUGGAGGCGGAAUCGAACGACAUGCAAGAGCAGAUAGCUGACCUCCAGGCUCAGAUUGCUGACCUCAAAGCUCAGCUCGCCAAGAAGGAGGAGGAGUUACAGAAUGCUUUGGCCAGGUUAGAAGAUGAGACAGCCCAGAAGAACAACGCUCUGAAGAAGAUCAGGGAACUGGAAGGACACAUCUCUGACCUGCAAGAGGACCUUGACUCUGAGCGGGCGGCCAGAAACAAGGCAGAGAAGAUCAAACGGGAUCUUGGAGAGGAGCUGGAGGCCCUCAAGUCUGAGCUGGAGGACACCUUGGACACUACUGCCACUCAGCAAGAACUAAGAGCCAAACGUGAACAGGAGGUGACCCUGCUGAAGAGAGCCAUUGAGGAUGAGAACCGAACCCAUGAAGCCCAGGUCCACGAAAUGAGACAGAAACACACCCAGGCAGUCGAGGAACUCACAGAGCAGCUGGAGCAGUCCAAACGAGUGAAGUCAACCCUGGAGAAGGCCAAACAAGGUCUGGAGAAGGAGAUGUCAGAAUUGACGAUGGAGGUGCGCUCACUGUCCCAGGCCAAACAGGAUGGGGAGAACAAGAGGAGGAAGUUGGAAGGUCAAGUGACAGAUCUGCAGUCACGCUUCAACGACAGCGAGAAGCAGAAGGCUGAGCUGGGAGAGCGCUGCUCCAAGAUCACUAUUGAACUGGACAGCGUGACAAACCUACUGAAUGAAGCAGAAGGCAAGAACAUCAAACUGAGCAAAGAUAUCGCAAGCGUAACCUCCCAUCUCCAAGACACACAGGAGCUGCUGGCUGAGGAGACACGUCAGAAGCUGCAGCUCUCCACAAAGCUCCGACAAGCUGAAGACGACAAAAACAGUUUGCAGGAGCAGCUUGAAGAGGAGGUGGAGGCCAAGAGGAAUGUGGAGAGGGUUGUGUCAACACUCAACGUCCAGUUAUCAGAUGCCAAGAAGAAGAUGGACGAAAUGACAGGGAACAUUGAGCUGCUCGAAGAGGGCAAGAAACGUCUGCAGAGAGAUUUGGAGGCAGCCAACACUCAGUUUGAGGAGAAGGCCUCAGCGUACGACAAGAUGGAGAAGACCAAAAACCGUCUGCAGCAAGAGCUGGAGGACACGCUGAUGGACCUGGACAACCAGAGACAGAUCGUGUCAAAUCUGGAGAAGAAGCAGAAGAAGUUUGACCAGAUGCUGGCUGAGGAGAAGAGUAUCUCCAGCAAAUAUGCAGAUGAGAGAGAUAGAGCUGAAGCUGAGGCCAGAGAGAAGGAGACCAAAGCCCUGUCAUUAGCGAGAGCUCUGGAAGAGGCCCAGGAUGGCAGAGAGGAGCUGGAGAGAGCCAACAAGGCCCUGAGGGUGGAGAUGGAGGACCUGAUCAGCUCCAAGGAUGAUGUGGGGAAAAGUGUCCACGAACUGGAGAAGUCCAAGCGUGGCCUGGAGGCCCAGGUGGAGGAGAUGAAGACUCAACUGGAGGAGCUGGAGGACGAGCUGCAAGCAGCUGAAGAUGCCAAGCUCCGUUUGGAGGUCAACAUGCAGGCGCUGAAGGCCCAGUUUGAGAGAGACCUCCAGGGGCGCGACGAGAUGGGAGAAGAGAAGAAGAGGCAGCUUGUCAAGCAGGUUCGUGAGUUGGAGACAGAACUGGAGGAUGAACGUAAACAGAGGACACUUGCAGCAGCAGCCAAGAAGAAGCUGGAGACAGACAUUAAAGAUCUGGAGGGACAUAUCGAGUCGGCCAAUAAAGGACGGGAUGAGGCCAUCAAGCAGCUCCGCAAGUUACAGGGCCAGAUGAAGGACUUCCAGAGGGAGCUGGAGGAUGCACGUGCUGCCCGGGAGGAGGUGCUGGUGACUGCAAAGGAGAGCGAGAAGAAGGCCAAGAGUCUCGAGGCUGAGCUGAUGCAGCUACAUGAGGACCUGGCUGCGGCAGAGAGGGCGAGGAAGCAGGCUGAAGCUGAAAGAGAUGAGCUGUCUGAUGAGCUGGCCAGCAACUCCUCUGGAAAGUCAGCCUUGGCAGACGAGAAGCGCCGUCUGGAAGCAAAGAUCUCCCAGCUGGAGGAGGAGCUGGAGGAGGAGCAGAGCAACAUGGAGAUCCUCAACGACAGGCUGAGGAAGAGCUCACAGCAGGUGGAUCAGCUGACCAACGAGCUGCAGACGGAGCGUAGCACCUCCCAGAAGAACGACAGCGCUCGGCAGCAGAUGGAGCGCCAGAACAAGGAACUGAAGGCCAAGCUCCAGGAGAUGGAGAACCAGGUCAAAUCCAAGUUCAAAUCCUCCAUCACUGCCUUGGAGGCUAAAGUGGCACAACUGGAGGAGCAGCUGGAGCAGGAGAACAGGGAUAAACAGGUCACUGCCAAGAGUUUGCGCCAGAAGGAUAAGAAGAUGAAGGACCUGGUGAUUCAGGUGGAGGACGAGAGAAAACAGGCAGAGCAGUACAAAGACCAGGCGGAAAAGUCAAACACUCGCAUGAAACAGCUGAAGAGGCAGCUGGAGGAGUCCGAGGAGGAGUCUCAGCGCGCUACAGCUGCGCGCAGGAAGCUGCAGCGUGAGCUGGACGAAGCCACAGAGGCAAACGACGCCAUGAGCCGCGAGGUCAACUCUCUCAAGAGCAAACUCAGAGGCAACCCUGAACCCAAGGAGUAACACAGCAGGCGUGGAAACGAGCCAUCCUUUGGCAGCGCUCCCAGGCGUAUGGGUGGAGGCCGGAGGGUGGUGGAGGACGCCUCAGAGGAGGAGGCCGACUCUCAGAGUGACUUCAAUGGAACAAAGUCUAUGGAGUAAGGGACAAAACAAUCACCAAAAUGAAGUCUGC